AUGAAAGAGACCCCGCAACCAACUGCACGGCUAGAUGUAUUUAUGCCUAGCUUGCUCCUUGAUAUCUGCUCAUCAGACAUCCACUUGCACUUACUCCUACGACCGGUUUGUAAUAGGCACAAGAUGGCCCAUGUAGCAGAGAAAAAACACGAGCGUAGCUGCCUCGCUGAUGCGCUGCCGGCGACGAACGGUGCUGACAACCUCACUGAGCUCAUCCAGUCGCUGCCCGUCGAGAAGCGGUUACUGCUGCCGCCCGCCGGCUCGCAGAGGCGACAGUACCGUGGGUACUGGUUCCCGGAGUGGCACCUGUCGGCCCUGGCGGCUGUCCGUGACCACUUCGAGCCCAAGCCAACGGACAUCUUCCUGGUGAGCUGCCCCAAGUCCGGCACCACCUGGCUUAAAUCACUGGCCUUCGCCACCGUGCAUCGUGAUGUCCACCCGCCGUCCAGCCGCGAGCACCCUCUCUUGCACAAAAACCCACAUGGCUGCGUCGAAUUCAUCCACGCAAUCUAUCGGCAACCGGUCGACGUUGCGCGGGGCAUCGUCGAGGCGUACCCUUCGCCGCGCAUCUUCGGCACCCACUUCCCCUUGUCCUUGCUGCCGGAGCACAUCAGCGGCGAUGGCAGCGGGUGCCGGAUCGUCUACAUCUGCCGGGACCCCAAGGACGUGGUCGUCUCGUGGUGGUGGUUCAUGCGCACCUACGUCCCAAACCCCGAGCAGCUCCAGUUCGAGGAGGUGUUCGAUUUGUUCUGCGAGGGCCGCACAGGCGCGGGCCCUUAUUGGCGCCACGCCCUCGAGCAUUGGGAGGAGAGCCGGAGAAGGCCUGACAAGGUGCUGUUCCUCAAGUAUGAGGAGCUGCUGCGAGACCCGCAUGGUAAUCUUAGGAGGCUGGCGGAGUUUUUGGGGUGCCCCUUCUCUGAGGCGGAGGAGAAAGCCGGUGUCAUGGAUGCCAUCUUGGAGCUCUGUAGCCUGGACAAGCUAAAGAAGCUGGAGGUGAACCAGAGCGGCAACAAGUUGAAGGACGGACCCGUGAUGAACCAUUCCUUCUUCAGGAAGGGGGUGUCCGGUGACUGGAUCAACACCAUGACGCCGGAGAUGGCGGCACGGCUCGAUGCAAUCGUCCAACAAGCACUGCAAGGCACUGGAUUUGGCUUUGGCAUCUCCACGCAACACCGCUUCCGCCGCAGAUCCAUAGUCCCCAAGCUGGAGUACUACCUGCCCCUCUUCGGCUCCUUCCACAGCUUCCUCCGGGCGUCCCAGCGCGCAUGCUACCUUCUCUCAUCGGACCUCGACAAGGUGGUCAAGCCCAAUGUCAUGUUCCUGCGGGAAUGCGGGCUAGCUGAUUGCGACAUUACCAAGCUGUGUAUCUCUGAGCCGAGGUUGCUCGGCAACAAACUGGAACGCGUCCAGGCAAUGGUGGCGCGCGCCGAAGGUCUGGGCGUGCCCCGUGGCUCGGGGAUGUUCAAGGUUGCGAUACAGGCUGUCGCAUUCCUCAGCGAGGAGAAGAUCGCCAACAAAGUGGACUACCUGAAGAAGACGUUCGGUUGGUCGGAUGCUGAGGUGGUCGUUGCUUUGUCUAUGGCUCCAAUGUUGCUGAAUAGGUCAAAGGACAUCCUGCAGCGCAGGUUCGAGUUCCUUGUCUCUGAGGUGGGCUUGCAACCGGGGUACAUUGCUCAUCGGCCGGUAUUCCUCUAUUAUAGCCUGGAGGGCCGGAUCAAGCCCCGGUGCUAUGUUCUAAAGUUUCUCAAGGAAAACAGAUUGCUCGAUCGCGACUGGAGCUUCUAUACUGCAGUCACUAGGCCUGAGAAGUAUUUCAUCAAGAAGUGUAUAUGCCCUUACAAGGAAUCUGCACCACACCUCGCUGAAGACUAUGCGGCAGCUUGCAGAGGGGAAAUGCCAAGUAAUUUCAGAUUUACUUGA
Molecule: messenger RNA, 1920 nt
Organism: Triticum turgidum subsp. durum (durum wheat)
Lineage: Eukaryota; Viridiplantae; Streptophyta; Magnoliopsida; Poales; Poaceae
Source: the annotation of a GenBank genome assembly